Messenger RNA from Lotus japonicus, 1194 nucleotides. RefSeq lists its product as uncharacterized. The coding region runs from base 1 to 1194 and encodes 397 amino acids. The transcript has 11 exons. The record is from RefSeq and is a predicted model, not a curated record. NCBI's taxonomy places the organism in Eukaryota, Viridiplantae, Streptophyta, Magnoliopsida, Fabales, Fabaceae.
AUGGCUCUUAGUCUAACUGUUGAUGAUGUCUCUUCCAUUUCAAAGGAAAAGGAUGUGUGGAGAGUUACUGUGAAGGUGGUGCGGAAGUGGAUGACUCCAAGUUUCGAUCGCUCAAAACUUCCUAAUUCGAUGAAGUUGGUUUUAAUGGAUGCAAAGGGUGAUAGGAUCCAUGGCAUAGUGCAAAGGACUCAUGUUUAUAAGUUUAAUCCUUUGUUAGUUGAGGGUCGAAUCAGACACUAUGUGAUAGGGAUCCUUACCGAGCAGGAAUUUGAAAAAAAUCAUCAAGUGCGAAAGAGAAUUACCAUAGAGAUUGAACAAGAAGGAGUGAAAGUUGAGUGUGCAUUUUUUGGAAGCUACGUCAUAGAGCUACUCUCUAUUUUAUCUUCACGCGAUCUGACCGGCGUUGUGGUUUUAAUCCAGUUUGCAAAAAUCAAGCCUUUUAGAGGUCAACAAAGCCUGCAAAAUGUAUAUGGUGCAACACAAAUCCUCUUUAAUCCUGAGAUUUCUGAAGCCACUGCUGUGAGGGACAAGUUUUUCGAGAUGAAUGAACCUGGAUCUCAGAUUCUUACUCAAUUGUCCGACUCUUCAAAACCUUCCCUUGAUGAAGAGUUCUUAAAACUCUCAGAGAUGAAAACUUUCGAGCAGAUCAGAGCCAUGGAUGAGGGUAAUGACAUUGCUACAUUGGUCAUAUUUGACAAAGAAGCGAGUGCUCUUCUUGAAACUACCUGUGCUGACUUGGUUGAUUCGUCAACAAAGAAUCCUGCUGGCUCUUGCUCUACAACUCCUGCUGAAUUACUUAAGUUGUUGGAAAAGACCUUUCUCUUUACGAUUGAAGUUAGCAACACUUCAAGCUCCAGGUUUGAGCCAUCAUAUCGUGUCAAGAAAAUUUGUGCAGACCCCGACUUAAUUGCUCAAUUCAAGGAAACUCUCCCUCCUCCUAAUGACGACACUGCUCCAUUGUUGUUGCUAGAAACACCUACAUCUGAUGAGAGUGUUGAAAACGCGAGUUCCAAGUUUGUUGUUGUUGCCAGUGGUGAUGUUGUUGAUCUGGUGACAAACAAUGUUGUUGAUCCUAACAUAGAAAAAGAAGAAGUACCCCCAUGCAAGCGGAGCACUCACUCGGAGAAUGAAGGAGUUGGUUCAGCUAAUAACAAGAAGAAGCUGAUCAAGAAGAUUAAGAAGGAGAAGAAUUGA